Molecule: messenger RNA, 4000 nt
Organism: Lineus longissimus
Lineage: Eukaryota; Metazoa; Nemertea; Pilidiophora; Heteronemertea; Lineidae
Exons: 5
Coding region: 111-830 (239 amino acids)
Source: RefSeq, a predicted model, not a curated record
CGCAAUAUCACGUGAUUUCUCUCGAGCAGGCAUUUGCUGUAUCAUUCUCUCCUGGAUAGUCGAACGUGUUCUCGCUCUCUAGCUAAUCCAGUUUCAUUUUCAAGUCGAUCAUGGCUGUAAAGGCGCUUUGGGUUAUACAGCUAGCUUUAACUGCACUCUUGUUUGGACAUGUGGCAGCCAAUUUCAGUGAUUUACUGGCUGAUUGCAGUCGAGACAUGCAAUCGGAAGUGACGAAAUGUUUCUCCAACACCGGAAUUGAUUUAUCAAAGAUUGCUUCCACCAUGGCCAAUCCAGCACUACUUCAGGUCAUGACCAAAGAAUUCAAGGAGCUCUGCCAGAAUAAUAAGUUGACCUUGUUAGUUGACUGUGUAUUCAAUAAGAUAAAGACCACGUGUUCAAAAAAGGCAUACGAUUCCUGGACACAGUUAAUGAACAUCGAAGGAUUUAAAGAGGUGACGGGAUACAUUUGUGAUAAUAUUGAUGAGAUGACGGACCCUGCGGGUGAGACUUGCAUGGAAUCUGCUGAGCCAAUUCUCAAACCAUGUAUGGAAAACAAGGGUAAAGAAAUUGUCGAAAUGAUCAAGAAAUAUAAAGAGGGCUCCGAGCAGCGGGUAAUGGCAGAGAAGUGUUUAGCUUAUGGCACAAUAAGAUCCUGCAUGAAGCAAGCUCUGAAAAGCUGCAAAGGCAACGGAAAGCACAUCCUGAAGAUUCUGGAGAUGAUCAAUCCGCCGGCUUGCCAAAAAUACACACUAGCUGCCGGAAUGACCAAACCAAGUAUCAUGUUAGUCUUUCUGGCUGUCAUCAGUGCUGCUCUAGCUUACAUGUGGUAAAGAGAUUGUUCAUUUCAUCAGAGAGCUGUCUUUCUUAGCCCCUUCUUCAGUGGUCAGGUAUUUACCGGAGAAGAGGUUGAAGUCAGGUCAGUGUAGCUUCAUCCGUUCAUCAUCAUCGCACGGAGGAAGCUUCAGAGAAGUUGGCAUUAAAAUCUGCUACUGAGAUUCAAGGCAGCCUACUUUUGUGCAUGUCAGUAACAAAUAUCUAUCAUCGUAUACAUCAGACUAUCAUUUUCCUAUACAUUUGUAAUUUUUUAAUGGCUGGAGCCAACUACACCACACAAACAGGGAAUGAAAAAGCUUGCUUUCCGAGAGGUAGUCCUUUCUAAUAUGAAUCAGAUGUACACACAACUUGAAAUGAUGCUGAUGGUCACUUCUGGAUGUCCUUAUCAUGAUCAUAUCAUGACUGCUAGCAUGCUAGUUCAGGGAUAUACAGGUAAAUGGUACAUGUAUUCCGUAUCAUUAAUGUGAGGUAAUGUUUAAUGGAAAUUGUUUAAUCAUUUGAGUCGGUGGUUUGUUUAUUUUUUACCAUGCUUUACACUACAAUAAUGUACACUACAUUAUAAUAGGCAAACGAGUGUGACUGUAUAGGCGAGCUUAUUACAUACAUACUGUUAAUCCCUAGGUGACAGCUUACUACAACAGUGGCUUUCUAUAACCACUGGUGGCGGGUUAUACAACUACUAGUGUGAGCAAAUUCGUAUGCAUAACAACUGCACUACGGCAUUGUGUAUAACUGCAUUUCUAUUUUCCUGGACCACCAGUCAUUACGAACGGCGUACCCCUUUAAGGGUGUAGUAUACUAAUGUACAUUGUUAACAUAAAAAUAAUAACGGUCUUUGAAUACGCUCAGUAUAUUUUUAAAGCGAAACAGCAUCAGCGGGUAGAUGACUAUCGUUCUCGUCUACCUGCCACAAGUAAAGGUGAUGAAGGCAUCAGAUUCUCGAGUCAGCAGGAAGCAGGAUAUCUAACAAACAUAUGGUACAUAUUGGCGUUAACUUAUGUUCAGUUCCCCUUUCAUUAAAUUCCUUCAAGCAAAUAGUGCUUUUCAUUCAGGUAAAGGAGGACGGCUGUAAAAUGUUAGGUUUUGCUUUGAUAGACCUCAAGUAUCACGAAGCGCACUCGAGUGAAACAUGACAAGAGACCACGUGAAUCAGGCCUCAACGAACACCUUCGUGACAAAUAACAAGCAAACAGGCAACUGUGACAAUAGACCACGUGAAUCCUAUCCCGGCCAGUCCGGUGUGUAAGGGAUAGUAGUCCUAGGGCUGAUAGUCCGUGUAACAAUAGCCCGCAUUGCUAAAUGUUUUGGUUAGGGUUAGCGGUACAAUAGAUCAUGCUACUUAAUUGGUCAAAUACAAUGCUACCGGACUAUGACUCCAGGGGGACUAUAUCCGCUGUCACACCGGGUUUUUCGUGCCAUAACAUCAGAUAAUAAUGUUUAAAAGUUGUGCCAUAAGACAAUAUAACGUCCCAGUUUAGUAGCUGCUUCUUGAUAUCCGCGGAAGAACUAUAACCGGAUGCUGCCAUAUUUUGUAUUGUGUUGUUGAGAAUAACGUAUUUGGUUGACAUAACAAAUUAACGACAUCUGUUAUAACCAUUUUGUAAAUAAUGUUAAACAUUUGAUGUUUUAUAUUACUUAGAUCAGUACACGUGUAAUUAGAAAUAUACCUCAAAAAGGAAUUUUUCCAAUCAAGGUGAUGAUUAUGUGUCUGUUUAUAUAAAGAACGUAACUAUUGCAAAUAUUCGUUGUUCCACAUAAAUGUGAUGACAGUCAUUUGUAUAAAUAAGCAUUACUUCGACUUUUCGAUAGUAUAUUUAACAUUUAUAGGAUUUUCACCGCAGUAAGAAUGGUAAAAUUCCCCAGUUACAAGUAUGUUUCUAUCAUCAUGGAGGUCUUAAUAAUACCUCUAUGCUAUCAUAUGGGAUACUGCGAAUGUCUGAAAUCUAAACAACAAUACGUAAACCUGUGUUCUGGUAGAUCCGGUCAUGCUUUACCGGAUUUUGAUCGUUUCAAUAGUUCAGUAGGAUUUAGAUUCAGCACUCUCCUACCGGAGGAACCUCGAAACAAAAUCAGACUUGAUUUAUACGGUUGUUUUCACAUGUAACGCGUCAUGGUUCACUUUUCAUGUGUGACAUGAAGAACGAACAAGUCGUUUUCAAAGAGCGGGCUACAUACCAAUUACGAUGUCACUUUUCACCCUCACGUCGUGUUUUCAAGCCAUGGCAAGUGAAACAUGACAAGUGAUGACGUAGAUCCUGUAUAACUCCAGCCAUAGAAUCGGGCCUACACCAAAACUUGAACGUAGGCGUCGUUAUAUGCUUGUUAGAAAACACUAUACAUUGUCGCAGCAGACAUUGUCGUUAAAGAUGUAUAACUUCCAUGGUGAUAAUCUAAUUGUUGAUUAGGGUGUUCAAAGUUGAUGUAAGGGUCCAGAUAUUAUAUUAUUCCAGUAAUUGUUAUAUUAUUCAAGAUUUUCUGACGAAUUCAUUUCCUUCUCAACUUGGUCAGAAUAGGCUUAAGGGAUUCUGACCGACCUAGGAAAAUGUAAGGAAACGUGUAAACAAAAGCAAUGGUUCUGUUGCAACACCAGCAAGUGUUGAUUGAGCACGAUGUACGAUGUAAUACGUUUUUGACUAUGCGAUCAAUUUUGUUGCAUCACCUUUGGAAAUCACCUGUUAAGGUUAUUGAGUUACAUGUACAUACUUUAUUUGAAUCUGUUUUGAUAACUGGCCAAUUCUAACGAAGUUGAGAUGAUAGUUUAGAGUUAUGUGGUGUUUAGCUAAAGGUUGUGAUAGCGUUAAUCGGGAGCAUGUCAACAUUAUCUAGACUUAAAAACCGCUUAAAAAUGUGCUUAAAACACGACCCCCGGAAAGACGCCCGAGUUGGCAUCAACAGUUCAUCAGUAUCAAAUACCGACGAUGCCGAAUGUAUUCUUAAUCUUCUGGUAUGGUCUUUGAAUUAAAAGAGACGGACUCAUGAUGCCAUUCUCGCCAAUUCCCCAUUCUCGGGGUUUUUUUUGCUCCAAAAUAAUGUUGACAUGCUCUCUUUGCCUGUGUUAUCGGCGUUAGACCAGGGUCUUACUAGGAUUGAGCAACGAAGUCUUGACAAGUUGCACUUGAUUAAUGUAUCGACAGGUUUUGUUUUAAUAUAGAUUAAUGUUGCAUAG